UUCUGCCAGCAUCCAGCUCGACCAUAUAUAUGGAUCGAUAUCCAAGAGAAGAGAAGUCAGAAGUGGUGGAGGCGGCAAUGCUUUUUCUGAACCGAACACAGAGGACCCCGCUGUUGGGGAUGGCAAAGCUCAAGCUCUCCGGGGCUGCCGUGGUGCUCGUCAUGGUGGUACCCCUCUUCAUGUACACGGGUGCUCUCCUCGUCGGCAUCCAGCUGGGCCGGGCGCUCGAGAGGAGGCCGGACGGCGUCAGCGUCAGCUUUAGCAUCCGAGGGGCCUUCGCCUACCUCGCAAAGGAGCUUUGGGAUACCAACAUGAAUAAUAUUUGGGGACCGGGACGACGGCAAGGCAGCAGCGUAGCGCAGGUGGUGUGGGAGCCCGUUCCGGUGAGCCGCGUUCGUCACGAAGAAAGCUCAGCAGCAGCUAAAAAUCAGCAGCAUCCCUACAUACCUCUGUCAUGGGAUAACUCUAGCAGUGCUAACCCCAAGCAGGCCCACACAAAUCGGACUACUUCGCCUCGUGGCGUGAUGAGCGUUGGCCCAUGGGGUGGAUCCGGCGGGCAGCCCUUCUACAUGCGCGGCCCCAGCGCUCCUCGCCUCCAUAGCAUCAUCUUGCAUCACUCCAUAAGUGGCAUCCACUCCUUGGCCUGCGAGUACUCCUACCCCUACUCCCUCGCCGGCGCCGGCACCGGAGACAACCGAAUCCGACUGGCGGGUCCAUGGGGCCGCCACCAAUCCGCAGAGUUACAUCGUGCCGCGAUCAAGCUGUCCGCAGGUGAGCAUGUCACUGCAGUGGAGGGGACGAUCGGGCGUUUUGGAGGCGUCUCCGAUGUUGUCAUCACCUCGCUGACCUUCCGCAGCAGCACCGGCAGGACGUAUGGGCCAUACGGCAACACUGCGGCGACGGGGACGCCUUUCUCCGUGCCGGCUGCGGACGGCGCCAGCAUCGUCGGCUUCUGGGGACGCUCCGGCUGGCUUCUCGAUGCCGUCGGGGUCUACGUCAAGCCAAGAUCCUCGAUUGUCAAACCCGGCCGGCCGGCUACAAGAUACCCGGAACAUUAAUACGCCAGGAAUAUAUAUAUUAUGACGGAAUAAACUAUAUAUAUUAUAUCCUGCUUGUGCUGAUGUGAUGAUGUUCCUUUGCACGAUGAAGCGCUAAACAGAAACAAAGCAAGUGUGGGAUCAGGCAA
Panicum virgatum (switchgrass) is the source of this 1186-nucleotide messenger RNA. Its product is annotated as jacalin-related lectin 3-like. The transcript has 3 exons. Bases 30 to 1058 code for a protein of 342 amino acids. Gene Ontology annotation, molecular function: carbohydrate binding. NCBI's taxonomy places the organism in Eukaryota, Viridiplantae, Streptophyta, Magnoliopsida, Poales, Poaceae. The record is from RefSeq and is a predicted model, not a curated record.